GUCGAUCUCCAUGUCAACUUUACGUUCAUGUGUUCUGUUCCCAGCCUGAUUUGAGAAAUUAGAGUCGCAUUAUUUCACUAAUUUGCUCUUCAAAUUGUUUCUUAUUUUUGUGUCAUGUAAUAAGGUUGUUAUUAAUUUUCGAAGUAGGUGAAUCAUGUCAAUAAUUGUAAAAUCUUUGCGAGAACUUUGCCAGAAAAAUGUUUCUGCAUUUUUGCUCCUGAAUAACCUCCGAACAGUCGAAAAUCUCCGUCGAUUAAACCGAAACAACUUGUCGAUUAUAAACCGGUUAAGAUCCACUUUAGGACAGUCUUUUGUACUGGUUCAGGAUGGGAUUGAAAUAACCGAACUUCCUUGGGUGGUGAAACGCCUGGGUCCCUCUGAAUUUAUGUUGAAUGGAAAGUUCAACGUUGAGAAUGCCCCGUACGAUUCUAACGAGUUGAGACUGCACGAUGAUCAUGACCUGGCCUUUGCUCGCAUGCUUCAGGAGUGUAACAGUGUUAAACAGGUGUUCCAGCUAUUAGAGGUUCCAGGGGAAACGGUGACAUCCCAGUCGGCCGCAUUUGCACUCUGCAGGAUCUGCUCCCUGAAGAACAAGGGUGGCACGGAGGACAUAGAUUCCUUCAUCAGGAAGGCCAUCCUCAAUGAAUUGUGUGAUACUGUUGUGAAGGAUAUCAAGCACCUGCCUAAUCAGACACUGAUCUCUCUUGUCAGAUGCUGUGUAAGUGUGAACAAUUAUGAACAGUCGUUCAUCGAAAGUGUUAACGAGGAAGUAGAACGAAGGAUUGGUUCAUCAACGUUCACAGUUAGUGACCUCUGUGAACUGAUCACGUGCAUGUCUGAAAGUGUUCGUAGCGAUGUGAACACCCUGAAAAUGUGCUGGAUUCAUCUUGGAAUGAAGUUUAAUGACAUUAAUGAGAAAAAUAUUGUGGAGGUUUUCCAGGUUUUGAGAAACAUAACGCCAGAGUUUCGCUACAUGCUCAGACUGGCUGACAAGCAACUUCAAACUUGUUGGUGGAAGUUAGUUGCAAAGGACAUUUCAUCGAUCUGCAAGAACCUCUGCCUGUUAAAUUUCUACAGUGGUCGAACCCUAUCAUCCUUUGGCAAGUGGAUGUAUGCAAAUGUUCACACACUAGACGACGAUUCAAUGAAACACAUUCUAGGGAUGUACUCCCAUUUUAAUUAUUCCGAUUCAAAUGUCAUCACGUCUCUGGAAAAGUUCAUCAGUGCAUUCUCUCGUCGAACAGCUCGUGGAAAAAACCCACCAGAUUUGUUGAACAGAGUUUUAAUGUCUAUGGCGGCCAAUUUCUGUAAGCGAAGAAGGCUCAUCUCAACCUCCAUCUUGGAUUCCAUUGCAGCUGAUUUUACACUGGUGCAUCAGUCUGGCUAUGAUUUGAGAGAAGGCCUAUCAGUAUUGAAAUCGUUUGGUCAGCUCGGCUACAUCCCUUCUUCGACAUCGUCGUCCGAAUUUUUCUCGGCGGCCGAGCACUGGACCCAGCAGAAACUGAAUAGAAUUCCUUUUAGUGAUUUACUAGAGUUGCUGGCUUCGUUUGUCUACAUAGAAAGAUUUCCUGUAAAUUUUGUUGACCGAGUUCUUAACGCUCAAAUAAAAGAUCCAAUAGUCAGACAGAGAGCCUGCAGACAUUUGCUCGAGAUUCAGGCUUCGUAUUUGUUGGAGUUCCCGACGAGAAGAUAUCUAUCAUUAUUUGAGAAGGAUGCUCUCAAGAUAUCGCUAACUUGGAUGGAUGGAAGGCUGUAUAAAUUUCACAAGGAUGUUGGUGCACUGUUAAAGGAUUUGCUGGUAUCAGAUAUUGCUAACGAGUGUCAAAUACCUAGGAAUACCCCCCACCUGAUUAAUUAUGAGUUGAUGAUAGAUGCCCAUGAGAACGUCGCUGGCAGGGAUUCAUUUGCUAGAACUGGGGAUGGAAGAGUCGCUCUAUUGCUAAUGAUGCCAGAAUGUUAUUCAAAUGGCUGGGUUCUUAUGGGUGAAUUUAGCAUGAAGAGGAGGCAUUUGGUUAAACUGGGUUACGCCGUUGUUAUGGUGCAGUACGAGCUAUUUUCAUGGAAGAACAGAUCCACAACUGAAAAAAUUAACUAUUUAAAAUCACUACUAACUCCUUACGUUAAGUUAAAAUAAUAAUUAUUACUUAAAUUAAUUGGUUAGUGUUAUUUAUAUUUAAGCUGUUGUUUAAUUAUAUGUCAUAUAGGUGUCUUGUACAUUUUGACUGAAUGUAUAUUUCGUGUGUGUGUGCGUGUGUAUGUAUGUGUGCGUGCGUGUAUUAUACACACUUCAACAAUCAUUUAGUAAUUUCCAAAGUAAUUUCUUGCCUUUUUGGAAAAAAUAUUUGGAAUUUUUUGCAAUUAAAUUUUCAAUACACGUGA
Helobdella robusta is the source of this 2379-nucleotide messenger RNA. RefSeq lists its product as hypothetical. Gene Ontology annotation, biological process: regulation of mitochondrial mRNA stability. The record is from RefSeq and is a predicted model, not a curated record. The transcript is spliced from 10 exons. The coding region runs from base 155 to 2134 and encodes 659 amino acids. Lineage: Eukaryota; Metazoa; Annelida; Clitellata; Rhynchobdellida; Glossiphoniidae.